This is a messenger RNA of Rosa chinensis, 1760 nucleotides long. RefSeq names its product 2,3-dimethylmalate lyase. NCBI's taxonomy places the organism in Eukaryota, Viridiplantae, Streptophyta, Magnoliopsida, Rosales, Rosaceae. The transcript is spliced from 9 exons. The coding region runs from base 126 to 1670 and encodes 514 amino acids. Gene Ontology annotation, molecular function: catalytic activity. The record is from RefSeq and is a predicted model, not a curated record.
GAGAGAGAGUUUGUGGAGUCUGGAGAAUCAUUCUAAACUCUGAACCCCAGAUUCAUCUUGUUAUCGGCAUUGGAUUGAAGGGUGCCCGCCAUGGUUGUUGACUUAGAAAGAAGAAGGAAUCAGCCAUGGGUAUUCAGUUGGGAAGUUGUGAAAACAAAGCCAAAGGCAUCAGAGAGAGAGAGAGAAUGAGUUGUGUGCUGCAGCAGCAGUAUCCUCAGGUGGGUAGCAGAGACUGCAGUGUGUCUCUUCCCCACAGCUCCUGUUUCAAUGUCAGCAGCUCGCCUUCAAACCUUACAUUCGGGUCACGUCUUCAUCAACGAUCACUAACACUGCCCCACAAGUCAAAUGCAUCUCCUUUUCGUACCACAAGGAUCCUCGCAGCUUACUCAGCGCCGCCGCCCGAGUCUCCGGCCAAAGCGCUUCGCCGGAUUCUGGAGUUGCCGGGGGUUCACCAAGGCCCGGCUUGCUUUGAUGGUCUCAGCGCCAAGCUUGUCGAAAGAGCUGGCUUCCAGUAUUGCUUUACCAGUGGAUUUUCGAUAUCAGCUGCUAGAUUAGGGCUGCCAGAUACAGGUUUUCUAUCCUAUGGAGAAAUGGUGGAUCAGGGGCAACAAAUUACCCAAGCUGUGUCAAUUCCUGUCAUUGGGGAUGGCGAUAAUGGUUACGGGAAUGCAAUGAAUGUCAAGAGAACUGUCAAGGGAUAUAUUAGAGCUGGCUUUGCUGGGAUUCUGCUUGAAGAUCAGGUGUCUCCAAAAGCCUGCGGUCACACACAAGGCAGGAAAGUGGUGUCAAGGGAGGAAGCUGUGAUGCGGAUAAAAGCAGCAGUUGAUGCUCGGAAAGAGAGUGGCUCUGACAUUGUAAUUGUAGCACGAUCUGAUUCUCGUCAAGCAGUGUCUUUGGAAGAAGCACUUUGGAGGUCAAGGGCAUUCGCUGAUGCUGGAGCAGAUGUUCUUUUCAUUGAUGCACUAGCCUCAAAAGAAGAAAUGAAGGCUUUCUGUGGAGUGUAUCCCCUAGUUCCAAAAAUGGCGAAUAUGCUUGAAGGAGGGGGGAAAACACCAAUACUCAGUCCUCUUGAACUUGAGGAAGUUGGAUACAAACUUGUGGCUUAUCCACUUUCCUUGAUUGGGGUAUCUAUUCAAGCAAUGCAGGACGCACUAGCUGCUAUCAGAGGAGGUCGUAUCCCUCCACCUGGAAGCAUGCCAUCUUUUGAAGAGGUUAAGGAGGUCCUAGGUUUCAACAGUUAUUAUGAAGAAGAAAAGCGGUAUUAUAGUAACAGCAGUCAGCUGUCUUCUGAAAUAUUGGCCAGUAGUGUAUACAAUCUUCAAGGGACAUCUAAAAAUGCAGAACCAAAAGAUCAGAGUCCUCAAGAUCCCAUUGUUGAAGUUAUAACACCUGAAGUGUACAAUAACUAUGGUGCAGAUGGUUCCAAGGAUUCAUUUUCCGGGAUCUGGUCUCGGAAGUUGAGAAUCAAAAUAACCGGAAGAGAUGGAUUUGAGAAACUUGAUGUUAGUAUUCCUGCUGGAUUCUUGGACGGAAUCACCAAUAUAGUUCCAGCUCUUGGGGGUGUAAACAUCAAAGAAUUGUUGAAUGAGGCAGCUGAUGAAAUGGGAGGGAAGCAGCUGUUAGAUUUUAAUGACACAAUGGGUGAUAGAAUUCAAGUUUUUCUAGAGUAAAUCUCUUGUAGUUGAUUUUUACAAGGAUAUUGUAAAAGAUAUACCCUAUGUAUAUCAAGAAUAGUCCUCCGAGAGGCUGUUUUUUGCAAA